This is a messenger RNA of Aspergillus welwitschiae, 1480 nucleotides long. RefSeq lists its product as uncharacterized. The record is from RefSeq and is a predicted model, not a curated record. The transcript is spliced from 3 exons. The coding region runs from base 68 to 1177 and encodes 369 amino acids. NCBI's taxonomy places the organism in Eukaryota, Fungi, Ascomycota, Eurotiomycetes, Eurotiales, Aspergillaceae.
CUUUACCUACACCACGACACCACCCUUUUCUAAAGCUCCUAUUCUCCGGGGCACGUCACACCCUCAAAUGCACUCUACCAUGUCUGCAUCACACCCCAGCCCCGUCAAAGACGGUAGGCGAGUCCUCGGCGAGAAGCACGCCAACGCGUGCCUGUCACCCGCCCACCAUCGGCACGUUUCUGUCUCGCCCCUCAAACAACGCCCUCUCCUUGAGACCUCCUCCUCUCCUAAGAAGCUCCUUCCUUCGCCUCUCUUUGCUGGCCAGAAACGCUCUAUCGAUCAGGUGGAUAGCACCAGCGAACCCCAGAUCAGCCAUGCCAGCGCGCAGCCCCAGUCGCGGCCAGAAGCAUCUCCGAACGUGCAGCAUGACGUUCAGCCGGACCCUCAGCCACACGCGACGCCUGAGACACCAACACAGCUUCUAGAAUCACAACAACACCAACCACAAGAAGAUACCCACCCCGACCAAACAUCAUCAACAACAACGUCAACACCCCUCAUCCCCGAAGACCCAGCAACCCGCAAGCGCUUCAUUCAAGAAAAAGCAACCCUCCUCCGCACGCGCCUUCAAACAGCUAUGCGUCACAUCCACGACCCCCAACUCGAUCGCCGUCUCUCCGACCUAGAAGCCCACAGUCGCAAAUACCCUCGUCUAUCUCUCCCCCAAGAACAGCGAAUCAUGACUACGCCGAACUCCUCUUCUACAUCAUCUUCCUCCCAAAACCAGAACCAGACCACCCCGCGCCCUUACCAACCCACCACACACCUCCCGCUGCAUGAAACCGAGACCCAGAACGCGUCCGGCCUCUCCUCCCCACCCCUAUCAACCGGAACGAUCGCAACACAGAAGGAACCGGAACAAGAAACACAGACACCCGCACAAAGAGAAGAACGCGAUGAUGACGAUGACCCCAUGAAGACACCCACCCAGAAAUCAACAACACUUCAUACCCACACCCACCGCAGAACAAAUACUCUCGGCUCCCCAAUGCAAUUGAGUAGUCCUCCGGCGACGGUAUCGAGGCGUAGAAAUACAGAAACUAGCAGUGGAGAAGAAGAAGAAGGGCCACAAGAGAGACAGCGCCGGUUAUCGCAAAAGGGGGAUGCAGUGGAUGGAUUGUUGAAGUUAAUGGGAACGGGAGAGGGUGUUGUUAGUGGAACUGCUGGGGUCGCGUGAGCUGUUUUACUUGUUUUUGGUUGGACUUUGGUUAUAGAUGGUAUUGGAGUUGGGGUUGGGUUCGUUGGUCAAAAUUGGAUUCGUGUGGAGUUUGUGCUUGCUUGCUUGCUUGGUGGCUUUCCUGUCAUUUUGGUUUGGGGAAGCGUGUAUUAGUAUGGGAUUGCUGGGGUGCAUGUAUGUGCCGUGGAUGGGAUGGUGGAAGACAUACACAUAGAUAGAUAGACAGACGUUACAUACGUGACUACUUAGGACCUAUCGCACCAGCAAUGGGUUCAAGUGGAAAGUCAAUGAUAUGAUACCAAC